UAUUUCCUCGCCACGUUCCUUCCAUGGUAGCAGGUGUCACCUCCCUAUCCCUUCGGCCUCUCUCUCAUCAAUCAGCAAACAUGUUUCAGUUAUCAAAUCAACGUUUUCUAACGAAGUUUCAACAUCCUCAACUCGCCGUCGAUCAUGAAAGCAGAGGGUUUGUUUGCUUCCGCUGCCAUUAACAUAGGUUUGUCUCUAUUCAUACUCAUCCUCUUCUCUAUCUUAAGAAAACAGCGUUCCAACGCUGGAAUAUACUUCCCUCGCCUCCUUUCACAGAGGCACCGCAUACCUUUCGAUCAAACUUCGACUGUCAAUCGCUUAAUUCCUUGUCUGUCAUGGAUAUCCAAAGCGAUUCGUGUCACUGAAGAUGAAGUACUUGAAAUUGGAGGACUUGAUGGCCUUGUUCUUGUUAGACUCUUCAAAUUCGGCAUUAAAUUCUUUUCUGUAUGCUCGAUUCUCGGUUUGUUUGUACUACUGCCAGUCAAUUACACUGCACCUGAUGGGCCACCUAAGAGCUCGAAUUCCAUGGACUCUUAUACUAUUUCCCACAUCAAUGAAGGUUCUGACAGGCUGUGGGUGCAUUUUUCAUGCUUGUGUUUCAUAUCAUGUUAUGGAUUGUAUCUUCUUUACAAGGAAUAUGAUGAUAUAUUGGCUAAAAGGAUCCAACAGCUACAGAACAAUAGGCAUCAUCCAGAUCAAUUUACUGUUCUAGUUCGAGAGAUACCCCUAUGUAAAGAGCAUCUGGCCUAUAGUUGUUGCGUAGAUCACUUUUUUGCAAAGCACCAUUCUUAUGCAUAUCGCUCGUAUCAAAUUUUAUACAACUCAAAGGAUCUUGAGAAAGUACUGAAAGAGGCAAAGCAUGUUUCGGGGAAGCUAGAGGGCUACAGACGUAAGUCGUUGAGUAAGAAGCAAAAAGUAGAUCCCUCACUUUCUGAAGUGCUUGGACAAGAAGCACAGAUAACAUUUUACCAGGAAAGGCUUGAAGGACUUUAUUGUAAAAUACAUCAAAUGCAGAAAGAAAAUAGGACAGAACUAAAGGAGUUGCCUGUUGCUUUUGUGACAUUCAAAACUCGGUGGGGUGCAGCAUUAGUUGCACAAUCUCAACAGCAUCCGAAUCCAUUGAUGUGGAUAACAGACAUGGCCCCUGAACCAAGAGAUGUUUUAUGGAGGAAUCUAGCCAUUCCAUAUAGACAUUUGCCACUUUAUAAGAUCUCCCUUUAUGUUUCAGUAACUAUUCUUACAAUAUUUUUUGCAAUUCCUGUUACUGCAAUUCAAGGAAUAGCGAAAAUCGAGAGGUUGAAGAAAUGGUUUCCUCCUGUGAUGGCUAUUUAUUUGAUACCUGGUUUAGGCCCCGUGAUUACAGGAUAUCUUCCGAGUGCUAUCCUGAAUGGUUUCAUAUACAUUAUUCCAUUUGCUAUGCUUGGGUUGGCUAAACUUGCUGGAUAUGAAUCAAGGAGUAAACACGAGAUAAGAGUUUGCAACAUGGUCUUUUACUUUCUUGUGGGAAAUGUUUUCUUCUUGAGUCUCCUGUCAGGGUCUUUACUUGAUCAGAUAGGAGAAUCAUUCUCUCAUCCCAAGCACAUUCCUACUCAUCUUGCAAGGGCGGUCUCUGCUCAAGCUGAUUUCUUCAUGACAUACAUUUUAACAAAUGGCUUGUCGGGAUUUUCAUUGGAGAUUCUUCAGCUUGCUUUAUUUAUUUGGGAUGGCAUAAGAUCUCGAACAAUUGGGCGUGGAAAGGGAGAAAAAGUUUAUCUGAACUCAUUUCCUUAUUGUAGAAUUAUUCCUUUAGUCUCACUCUCAAUUCUAAUUGGUAUGGCAUAUGCUGUUGUGGCUCCAUUGCUUCUGCCCUUCAUAAUUGUCUACUUUUUCCUUGGAUAUGUUGUAUUCCUCAAUCAGAUAGAAGAUGUAUAUGAGCCCGCCUACGAGACAUGUGGUCAAUAUUGGCCUUACAUUCAUCACUAUAUUGUUCUUGCAAUUGUUUUCAUGCAAAUCAAUAUGAUUGGUCUCUUUGGUCUGAAGUCAAAGCCAUCUGCUUCCUUUGCUGCAAUACCACUUCUCUUGCUAACUGUAGUUUUUAACGAGUACUGCAAGAUCCGUUUCCUUCCUUCAUUUCACCAUUACCCUAUACAGAAUGCAAUGAAUAACGAUGAACUUGAUGAGAAGAACGGCGUAAAGGAUGCUUAUGUGAAUGCGAUCGAUGUAUAUUCCCCUUCUUGCUGGAAGCCCGUGAAUUUGUCCGACGAAGAGUCAAGUUCGACAGAGCCACUAAUAUCUUCUUCGCAAGAAAGAAUUUGAUUUUCUUUGUUUCAUUUAGUGCCUUUUGAUCCUACACUCCAAGAUAACUUGAUUCUGAUUAUUUAUGAGUUUACUCUUGUUUUUUUAAUAUCAACUAGAAAAAUAUAUAUGGAUUUCUUUAUUCUUU
Molecule: messenger RNA, 2422 nt
Organism: Impatiens glandulifera
Lineage: Eukaryota; Viridiplantae; Streptophyta; Magnoliopsida; Ericales; Balsaminaceae
Product: CSC1-like protein At3g54510
Exons: 10
Coding region: 145-2295 (716 amino acids)
Cellular component (GO): plasma membrane
Molecular function (GO): calcium-activated cation channel activity
Source: RefSeq, a predicted model, not a curated record